Culex pipiens pallens (northern house mosquito) is the source of this 6561-nucleotide messenger RNA. RefSeq names its product VWFA and cache domain-containing protein CG16868. The coding region runs from base 472 to 4965 and encodes 1497 amino acids. The transcript has 3 exons. Gene Ontology annotation, molecular function: voltage-gated calcium channel activity. Gene Ontology annotation, cellular component: voltage-gated calcium channel complex. The record is from RefSeq and is a predicted model, not a curated record. Lineage: Eukaryota; Metazoa; Arthropoda; Insecta; Diptera; Culicidae.
AAAAGAACUGUCUCGUCGUCGUCGUAGCUGUCGCAUUCGAUCCCGUCAGCUGAAAGUUUUUUGCAAGUUUUACACCAUUUUCGGACUUUUAACGUGCCAAAACUAGUGCCAAACUGAUCCCCACUUUCCAAUCGACCGCUUGCGGGUGGAGUUUCCCGGUUUCAGCAGGAUGAAAGCCGAUAAAAGUCGAUUUUCCCAAGUGACUUCUCGUUUCGUGAUGGAAAAAAUAAUGCAGCAACAAGAGGAAGAAGAAGACAAAUUCCAACAGCAAGCGAAUGGAAAGUAUCAUCAUCAAAAGCAGCAGCAGCAGCAGAAGUAGGGAAGACGAGAAGGUUGCGGGGAAUCAUAAACAACAAAGAGUUCCGACAAACCUCAGUGCCGAGCCGCUCUAGAAUAAGAAGAAGAGCAGGAACAUCGACGGCAGCAAGAAGACCGUGCUCCUCUACAAAUAAACAGAAGAAGGAAAAUGAAAUGAUACGAUUCUUGAGCAGAGAAUCAACGUUAAUCGAAAGUGAUAAUCAAUUACACAUGAAACAAAAUAGAAUUUUGGAAUCACAAGCAACGAAAAAAAUGGCUUCCAAUCGACGCAAACAGUAUUACUAUUAUUACCUGCUGAUGACGGCAGCAGCAGCGGCGACUCUUUUUGGAUGUCGGCAGGUCGCCGCUUCCUCGUCCCCUGCCACCAAUCAUAUCUUUGUAAAUAACAUAGUUCCUUUGAUAAGUAAUCUAAGUGGUAGUGUGAUAAGUUCCGAUAACGACAGCAGCAGCAGCAGUAAAGUGCCUUCCUCCCAGUCAUCGACCGGACCGGUGUUCCCAUUCGGGGUGGUGGCGGCACCACCACUGGCACCGGUUAUUCAGCAGCAGCAUCCGGGUCAGCAAGAUCGAGACUAUAGCAUUCAGGAGCUGACGAAGCUUCUUGAGAUGAAGCUGAAGCGGAUACGCAACCAGGAGCUCGAUGUUCCUGUUGUGCAGGAAUUGUAUGACACUAUGGAGUUCACCUCCAUCAUUCGCAAUGACGUAGACGAGCUGGACAAAAUGACCAAGAAAUUGUCAGCCAAGUUUGAGCAAUCAUCCGCCGUUAUAGAUCGACUGCAGGCAUUCAUCUAUGAUGCGAUAACUCGUCAAGGUGCCAAAUACAACACCCUGAUCAAUCCGUGCCCAUACAGUGAAAUGUUGAACCCAUGGGAUGACGAACCGCAGUUUGAUCUGCAGAACUUCAUUCAAAACACCAAACUGAUGAAUUCAACCGCUUCACUGAAGCAGUUUUCCAGUGAUUCGGGAUUUCUGGACUUUUCCGCCUUUCCAGCUAGUCCCGACGAUCGCCCGAGGAUACGAAUCAAUGAUCAGACCGUGGAGGAUAACAACCAAAAUCUGCAGAAACGAUUUGUGGACCAAAUCGCGCACUUGCACGGAAACUUUUACAACCUAAAGCAGCUCUUCUACCUGUCUCCACUGGAUCAAGCUAGUGCAUUCAAAUGUCACUAUCAUCCAAAGGAUGGUCGACUAAAGUCACUGUAUCUGUCCUCUGUGAGGAACAAGCACUUCAUGAUUCUGCUAGACAUUGGAAAUUCGGUCAGUUAUGACCAACUGGAAGUCGCAAAAGCCAUCGUGAAGUUCAUAAUCUACCUUCUCAAUGAGAACGAUAGGGUAGCGAUUGUAGCCGUCAGUCAAAAAUUGACCACGACAGAAAACUUUCUCGAUUGCACCAAUGGACCGUUUGUGAACGCCACCAUGGACAACAAGGACCGACUGGUGGAUUUUGUCGAUUCCCUGAACAAAACGGCUUCGGCGGCCGCGCACGUUUCUGCGUUUAAAUACGCGUUCAAAGCAAUCGGAGAAGCCUACCAAGGAGUGUCCACGGAACUUCCGGUAGUGUUCCUCUACCUUGGUAGGGCACAAAUUUCCCCCAUCACUGCCGCCGCAAAGGCUCUCAUCAGAACGAUCGCUGACGGCCAGUCGAGGCUGCCUUUUCCAGUGAUCAUCAACACGUGCCUGAUCCUGCUGGACGAACGAGAGAUCACGUACGAGAAGCAGUUCAUUGCCGACGUAACAACGCAAAAUUUUGCAAAGUACAAUCUGAGCGGAGUAUUUUUCAAGCCGCGAGCUGGCAAGAUGGUGAUGAUCUCCAAGCACAGCUUCGAUGCUCAGCGAUUCGUGAUAGCACUGAUGGAACCAUUCUUGAACGAUUUGAAGCUUAUCGAGAACCGGAUUCGGAUUCACUUGCCCUACCACGAGGCGAUGACGCACGAUACGCUGGUAACGCUGUCGAUUCCGGUUGGGAUUCACGGUCUCAUGGGAAUCGAUUUGUACUUGAGUGAUCUAGCGGAGGAUGUAUCGUACUACAAGCAGGAUGAUGAAUCGUACGCGUUCGUGAUUGAUUUGAAGGGGAAUACCAUUAUGCAUCCUUCGUUCCCUCGACCGCUGGCAGCUAGAGAGAGCUUCUUCAUCACUAACAUUACACGAUUGGAGAGGAAGCUCGGGAUUGUCGAAUACCUAAAGAUUCUGUCGCUAGAAAAGGGCAACUUCACGAUCCAAGACGCUAACUCCAACCAAAGCACAGUUUAUCUGUGGAAGCGUGCCAGAUUCUACAUCAUCUGCAUUGUCCGAACCAUCAACUUGGACCGCAGUCCAAACAUUCUGCUCAACGGUGCUAGCUCUCGGUUUACUCCAGCGCAACAGAUGCAGUAUUACCACUCGCGAUCGAGUCUGGAUUACAGCUUUAUCAGCAGUAACGGGGUCAGCAGUCGUAACCUGUUGUCGGAACUGAUUUACCAUCGCAUCGAUAUCUAUCCGGCCCAUCUACAAAGACCUCAACCAAGCAUAUCGAUGAACUCGAUCAACGGUGAUCAACUGGCAGCUGAAUCACCGCGAGUCUGCCGGCUGAUGAAACAGCUAGCCCUGGCGGACGAUUCUACACUUUACCUGAGCUCAUCCUCGUUUCAAUCUCCAUACGCUCACAUCCGCAACAAUCGUGACGGUUCUAACGAAGACGACAACGUGCGGACCAUUCAGAACAUCAUGGCUUACCUGAAAGAUACCACAUCACUGUUUGCAAACCCUGGGCUGCUUCCAGAAGUUCGAAGCGAUGUUCUUGCCCUGCUCAAAGUCAUUUCGAACUACCGCCGGAAGCACGACGAAAGCAAGCUCAGCAAGUACAUCAUCCGACGGUACGCCGCCACCGUCAACGGAGUGCUCGAAUCGUACCCGGGAGGCCUGCUCGACACCGACAUCGAACCAACGAAGCGUCCCUGGUUCGUCAAAGCCAUGGAGCAUCCGGGAAAGAUUGUCGUUACGAAACCGUACCUGGAUGCCGGUGGAGCCGGAUACAUCGUCAGCGUUUCGUACACGAUCUUCGAGGGAAUCGCCGAUGCGCUGCACAACACCGAAAACGACAAACCGAUCGUGGUGGUUUCGUUGGAUCUUACGCAAGGAUUCUUCUACAAGAUGCUGAUGGAAUCGUCCAGCACCUGCAACGCCGAGAACAUCAAGUGCUUCCUGAUGGACGAUCGAGGCUACCUGAUCGCACAUCCCAAGCUGAUUGAACCAGCCAUCAACAACAACCGCCGCAUGCUGGAACACAUCACCCACAAGGAGUCCCAGGUGGCGAACGACAUCCUGAACCACAAGCAGCUCGUGACGAAGAAGAUGUGCUUCAACUACGUGAACCGAACCGUGCAACGGUUUUACCAGUUCAACAUGUCGCUGGCGGAAGUGGUGACGAACCUGAUGUACGGCGAGAAGACCAAGUACCAGAUCAUGCUGAUACCGGGCACGAACCUGUUCAUCGGUGUGGUCAACUCGACGAACGACGGGGGCGCGUUCUGUCCGUGCAGCACGGUCGGCAACUCGUGCCUCAACUGCAACCGGAUGGAGCAAACCGAGUGCGAAUGUCCGUGCGAGUGCCCGCUGGAGUACUACGACGAGGAAUCGCGAUCCGGAAGUGGUUGUUCGAGUAGCCCUAGCUCGGACUCGCGCAGAUCGCGUCAACCGCGGCCGGAAUCGAUCCCGCUGUGCUCUCCGCUUCCGGAGGAGCUCAUCUCGAUGAACGCGCUCAACUUUGAAAGCGAGUACGACCUGAAGAGCUGUUCCAGCAUCAACUGCGAGGACUACACGACCCAGGGGGAGUGCUUGGGCCUCGUCGGUUGUGAGUGGUGCCAGGUGGACAUCGACGGUGAGAACACCUUGAAUACUCCGUUUUGUACGUCGCAGUUGACGUGCUUCAACGGAGUGUUUGGGUCGGCUACACCGUACGGGGACGUGAUGAGUAACAACAUCAUGGAGUCGGUACUGCCUCCGGCGUACAGCGCGAUUGGACCGGUUGCCGGAGCCAUUUUGGCGCUAUGUCUGGUCGUUGGGUUCGCGAUGUAUUGCUACCGGCAAAACAGUGCGGAAGCCUCCGAUCAGCUGUACGAUGAUCUGGUUGCGGAUCACUGUAACGGACUGCCUCUGUCCCGGUUUGACAUUGAGGAUCACAGUCCUCCGGACGAUUGCGACAUCAGUCGAACGAACGCCAAGCAGAACCUGCUCAUGAACAACCAGAACAACGCCAACUAUAUGAUCUUCCCGAGCGUAACGUCCCCGUACCAGAUGUCUUCCAACUAUCGCCGACCGAACGCCGGUUCGUCCGAUCACGGCUACUCGACCAUGACCCACCACGAGGAAUCGGAACACCUGUGCCUGUCCAACGCGGAACCAGUGGCACCGAACGCUUCCACCGGCAAGCGUCUCUCGAUGUCCGACUCGGCCUCGAUCAACACGUCGGUGUCGAGUCCGUACAGCAAUCACCAGAACUUCCUGUCACACAACGGUAAGCUCAAGCCUACUGGGAUCGGCGGUGACAGCGAGGAACAGCAAAAGCUGUACGAUCCCUCGCAAACCGUGCUGCCCUCGCCGAGUUCGGUGUCCCGGACGGGACACCACAUCCUCGUGCCGGUCACCGUCCACCGGAACAUGGACGUUUCCUAACGAACAGUGCUAGGCUACUUAUAAAGAACUCUAUAUAGAUGUUUAUAUUCGAUUUAUACAGUACGGUAAGAACUCGCGAAGAAGACUACGUUCUAACAGUGCUAGUGGGUAAAUGUUAGCAUGUAACUAAUCCUCUCCUCCCUCGAUAGUUGUAUGUAAAUGUGUACCUUAACAACCCAGAGAUUUCCGCUGUAACCGUUCCUGUUGACCAUCACGCGCUCGUCUGUUAAAUGUAGAACCCCGUUUGCGUGACCAAUCCCCGUGAUUACAACUGUUAGGAAUAUCCCACUUAAAGAUUUCAAACACUCGCAUUGUUACACCCAAUUUAACGUAACCUUACUGUGCAGAACUUCCCCGAUUUGAGCACCUUAUAGAUUCCGGUAAAGUUAGGAAAUUUGCGAUAUGGAAAUUCAUCGUAUUAUUAAGCUUUAAAUCCCGACUUCCAACAUGUGAAGCACGAUGUUCAAUAACCUCAGUUUGACAGUUGGUUUCUCGCUUUAACCGCGAUGGCUUGACACUGAUUGCUGUCAAACUACCAGGGUCCAUUUUGAGGUUGAGAUCUGUUUUACACGGCGCUCACAUCAGGGAUGCCAGAUAUACAGAUUUGUCUGUGUUUCACAGACAUUUGAGCUCGUGUCAGACAUUUUUUGAGGUGCACAGACUGUUUAAAAACUUCAUUAAAUUGUUAUUUUGUAAAAAUAUCAAUCAAAAAUUAUUUCGUUAGUCUUCAAAUGCUUAAAAACACAUUUUUUGAUGGAUUUAUAUGACUGUAAAUUGAUAUAUUUGAAUUUUAGACAAAGGCACAGACAUACACAGACUUUUUCACAGACAUUUUAAAAAAUCAUGUGGCAUCCCUGGCUCACAUACACUAUCAAACUAUUGUUUAGUGUUUCGGUGUGAGUGAGCGCCGUAUAAAAGUGACAAUUCUACGCUUUUUACUUUACAUAGAGCGAACUCGAAUCUUGUCAAACUGAUAUUUACAUUUCAAACCCAUCAAUCAUCGAUUUACGACCACACGGUUACUAAAGCUUGACAGCAGUCAGUUAUUUCAAUAAAUCUGAACAUUUCCGAUGAAUUUCCACUACGCUAAUCUCUAAAAUAAAAAAAAUAAAAACGCAACCAGAACCAGUCACGCCCUCCCAUCCACGUCCCCCUUAAAUUAACCAACUUUCUAAUAACUGUUGACUGAUUGUUAAAACAAAAUAUUGACUAAAAUAGGCAUUUACUAAAUAUUUAGGCUAAACUAAAUCUUUUUUCAAGCGCGGCUAUUGCCUCCGAAACCAUUAAUGAACCAACACACAAACUCGUAAUGUUGCAAACUAACAAAAUAAAUCACACGCCAUUUUAAGAGAUUUUGAGUGAACAAACCAAGCCAACUACCAACCACUGCUAACGAAACGCAAUUUAUAAAAAAAUAUAUCAGAAAAAUGUAAGACAACCCGCUAAAUGUGCUAAACGGAACUGUGUAGAUAUUUUACUGUGAAAGUUUAAAUGCAAAAGAAAAAAUACAAUUUAUACCAAUCCAUUUAACAAAAGUCUUUUUUGCGUAAAGAAAAAUAAAGCAUUUCAAUGCAUUUGAGACCAAUCCUGCAAAAA